ACAGAUCCUUCACUGCAAAUUCACCGAUCCUUCCACGAUGAAUCCUUCAAGGAUACACGCGGGAGGACCCUAAUAAGUUCGUCUUAAUCAUCACUAUGCGGUUUCUGAUUUUCUGGUGACUUUGUUCUCUUAAAACAAAACACAGACGCAAAUAUACGCAGAAAUUUCUUCAUAUCAGUUUUAAAACCUGAAAGCACCAUUGAAUUUGUCGUAAAAAUGUCUCUUUUUUAAGCUCUCUCUUCUGUCUCAUAAUAUGCAAACGAAUUUUACAUCAGGACGGGGUGCCUUUCGUGAUAAUCAAUCAAGUCUGAAAGCAUAACCAGGAAGCAGCGUGGCAGCGUCUUCAAACGACUUAGCAUCAAAUGUGGUAUAACAACUGCCAAAAAUAGACCACUUCUCGACGAUUAGAGUUUCGACCUGAGGGCGUCAGGAGUGUUACGAAGGCCCUCAGGUCGGAACGUCGAGAAGUGUUUCGUCUAUUUUAGGUAGUUGUAAGUUGUUAUACCACAUUUGAUGCAUGCUAAGUCUAAAAACAGUACGAAAUUGUCGUAUCCGGCACAUGGCAUAUGCAUGUACAGAAACUCCUGCACCAUAGAUGAAAAGUAAAAAAACAACUAUUCAGUGUUUUAGAAACACAAUUCACUGGCAAAGACACUUGAACUCGUUUGAAACUGCAAACAAAUGAUCGUAAUUGUUCCUAUAUCGCGUGUACCUUUCACAACAGGGGAGCAAUAGACAAUGAAUCUAACUCUUUAAUGCCUUAACAUUACUACAUCGAAUUGGUCGGAUAAUAUUUCUCCAAGAGUUGAUGAAAAAAUAUCUAAAGAUCGUUUAUCUUUGGCGAAAAUGUGUUGGAUAUCGGUCUGUUGUAGUUCCGUGUUGUGGAGAUGAUUUUGAUACGCGUAUAUCAGGAUAUAAACUAAUUUGCAUUCAUUUGAAUCGACGUAUAUCUGGUAAAAAAAAAAUUCAACGCUGUCCGAAUCAUGCUUCACUGCAGCCUCCCACAUUCUGCAGUGUAGUAAAAUCACACAUUUGGAAGAUAUCUGCCCCACUCAAGUACAUUGCAUUUGUCUCGCAAUUAUGAGCGAAAACGAAAAUUAAUUCAAAAAGCCAGUCAGUGAAAUGACAGCUUUUCUAUUUAAUAUGUGAUUAAACAAUAUAUGUAUGUAUGCACCUGCCAGCAGCGCUUAGUGACGAAAAAAAACACAGCAAGUUCUAUGAGCGCUUCAUGACUUCAUCGUCUUCAGAGUCGAACCGUCAUUUGCUGAAGUCUACAGCAAAGGUUUGAAUCAUCAGUUCGUAUUCCGGAGAAGAGUUUCAUAGUUUCUUAGUUUUUUCAUUUCCUUAUCGACUGAUAUCUAAUUCAAUUUUGAGCCGCUGUUUUCAAUUCAUAAAGCGGUUUAUUUAACGGACGGAUAGGACUAUACGCAGUGACUGUCAUUUGUUAUCGAUUAUUCGAAGUUUGGGAUUGCAUAUUGAUAACAUUUUUGGCUUAGUUUCUCGUGGAAGAGGACGCUGAUUUCGGUCAAAGAUUGGAGCGAACUAUCCCGGCUUUAACUAGAAGAGAAGACAGUAUUUUUUCAUGACGGUUUUGUGAGAAGACGAUAGACCAUAAGGUAGCUACCUGCUUCGACAACGAAAUCGUUUUGGAAAAGUCUGUUUCGUGCGACUGAGGGAAAAUAAUUUGCUGUUUGUUUGAGCAAGCAUCAAAGCUUGUUAUUCAAAUAAUUAUCUUGAACACAAGAGGCCGAGAGCAUCUUAAGAUCAACUGGCUGAGGCAGCAAUUGUCAGAGGCGUCGACACAGCUUUGAACGAAGAUAUGGAUCCGGCAAAAUCAGACGGAGCUGUGUUUAUUUGCGGGGAAGACACUCUUGCGGAAGACGAUUAUAUUCUUCCGAUGAAAAGUGUUUUGACGGCAAAGUUAGCGACUAAUUGGGCAGUUCGCACACAUUACGAUCCCAAUGGAAGCGACCCGCGAGGUAACAAAGAUACAUUGUUUCGUAAUAUCAGUGCAUCGUACGUUUUCUUGUUUAUUUUCAACGAAGAAACCACGGUAGAUGCGUUUUACCUCAACCAACUUGGCAUAGCUUUCGCGCGUGGGGUUCCGAUCGUGGGAAUCCGCGAGCCAAGUUACAUCAUGCCCAACCCUCUGCCGGAGCAUUACUACACGACGGAGAUUGUCGACCUGACUUCGGGCGAUCGGAAUCGUCCGCAUUCACGAAGCAAGGCGAUCUUGUCAAAUCUCCUUAUCGAAUCGUUCCGAAAUGCGGUCGUCUACACAAACGAUUUUCAUAAAUCCUGCAUCGAGCGACUUUUCCGAAAAGUCAGCGACGCGUACACGAAGACUGAGAAAGAGCGAACACUCCCGCCGAAUGUGACUGUCACUGAUUGCGCAAGAGGCGAGCCAUCGUUACGUCAAAAACUCUGGACAAGCGUCAGCGGUUUCACGAAGUGCCCGAAGUGCGGAACAACGGUGAAGACGAGUCGGAAAUCGUCGGCGUUGCGGAAAACGAACAGCGUUGAUCAUUUGUUCAAGAAGGAAGGUUCAACUCACGGAUCCAAGCACCAAACACGCGUCACAACUCCACAACUCCUUAUUACAAAGAGUGUCCUACAACCUCUCACAGGGCAGCACCAUUUCUCCAGGAAUAUCUUCAAUUCAGACAGUCGACGACCGGCUACGAGCGUCAUACGGAAGAGCGCUUCGGCAAGGGCCGGCGGUCGAGAGAUCGAGCAUAUCGAAGCUGUUCAAUCCAGACCGACUUCGACCAAAAGUUGCAACGCCGUUUCGACGUCGCGAAGCGGAAAGAAUUUACACAAGAAACAUAGCGAAAUCGAGUAUUUGGAAAGUAAACUGAACAGCCUCGUAGAUGCGGAAAAUAUCGUGGAAAGUAAAGAGGUGGCCCCUGAAAAUCCAAAACAAAACAGUGGAAAAGUUGCCAGAAAGAAAUCAAUGUCCGGUUUCGUCACAAACAGACGGGGCGCAUUUCUACGAAAGAUGUCGAGUCUCCCGUGCAUACCGACGACGUAUCUCGUAGCGGAACCUGGGAGCCAGGCCCCAGCGUUUGUACGAUAUCCACCUGCAAACGGUACACUAACGGUCGGAGAUCCGAACGUUCCCGAGUUCACUGACGACGAGGAUAAAGAGACGAUACAUAUCUCUCGUAGACCCAGUCCUGCCAUUUCCACCUGCUCGACCAAUAUUGAGUGAUGUUUAUAGAUCACAGAAUUUCCUGUGAAAGACACUUCUCAAACACAACAGGGGAUGAAAGGAGAUGAAAGGGGAGAGCAUUAGGCAUCUUGGGAAUUAGGAGUGAGUUUGACGGCAAUCAGUCAAUCAAUGAAGUAAACCUCAGAACACAGACUCAAUUCAAUAGUUGAAGUCAGUUUUAUUUCAAGAUUGAAUCGUAAUGUAUUAUCUAGGGAAAAAGACAAAUAUAGUUCUUAGUCGCGUAGCAACUUUUGAAGGGAGGGGCUAGAUAGAUCUUCGGCUUCCUUGUAAUUAGUUCUCGCGAUAAUCAUUUCAGAGAUGGAUUCUCAUCAAUCCCUCCGCAGUUAAUUUUGCAAACGCUUUUACAUGGAAACGCCUUCCGACGGCCUACGCCACUUGUUUUGAUUAGUUAUCAGUACUACGAAGAUAUUAUAUGAACUAAAUAAUGAACACACCGCCUACACAGUCGGCUAGACCGAGCCAGAGGAAAUUAGCAUCAUUUUUAAUUAAGUUUACAGAUGGUCUUUAUGUGUGGCUAUUGCGCUACACACUCUAAAAAAGUUCCACUGUUUAUGAAACAAAAAUUAAUGGAAUAUUCUUUUCAAAUUUAGUUAUGAAGUACAUGAAAACCAUGUACAUUUGUCAGAUGCUGGUCAGAGUCUGAGAUGCUGGUCAUUUCAUAAACUUUAUGUAACAGAGAACCGAGAACGGCUCUCCCAAGCCAGCCAUCAUUGUAUUUAGGUAUUUGACUUUUUGGCCUGGAAAACCUCAAAGCAUCACGGCAUACAAGGGGCUUCGCAACGGAAAGAGGGGGAGGGGAGCUGUUCCACCUUGUUUCCCUUCGCCCGGGGUCCCUGCUGUAACAUUUUCAUUGCCCAUAGCACAGAAGUGCAUCCGAAACAAAAAUUUAUUUUCGAAAACAACAUGUAAUUAUCACAUGUGUAGGCAAAUAAUGAAAUAUAGAGCGUCUCAGACAGCUCUUAUAAAUCAGCUGUUACCAGCAUCUUUGUAA
This is a messenger RNA of Dendronephthya gigantea, 4223 nucleotides long. RefSeq lists its product as uncharacterized. The transcript has 2 exons. Bases 1820 to 3211 code for a protein of 463 amino acids. The record is from RefSeq and is a predicted model, not a curated record. Lineage: Eukaryota; Metazoa; Cnidaria; Anthozoa; Malacalcyonacea; Nephtheidae.